AUGGGUCUCGUCACAUUGAAAAACCUCCUCUUCGGCCGCACGCCGCCCCCGACGCGCGCCAAAACCGUCAACGGCCGCGCCGAGAGCACAAUGUCGGAUGAGACUAUCGUCGACAGCGGCGACCUCGAGAGGCAACCCCUGCUGCGGUCCAGCGACCGGACCGUCUCGACAGCGACCAUGGCGACGGCGACGUCAGAAACGUCCACCACAUCCACGAGAGUCUCGGAGAGCGACUCGCGCAGCUUCCGCCUCGACGCUCGCAUGAUUUCCGACGCCACUAUUGGACUGUCUGACGGCUUGACGGUGCCGUUUGCCCUCACGGCCGGUCUAUCAGCGCUGGGACAGACAAAGGUUGUCAUCUUUGGCGGUAUGGCGGAGUUGAUUGCCGGUGCUAUUUCAAUGGGUCUCGGUGGCUACCUUGGAGCCAAGAGCGAAGCUGCAUCCUACAAGGAAACCCGUAGCGAAUGCACCCGCCUGACCCAAGACGACCCGGCCAUGGCCCGCGCCCAGGUCCUCGAGGUUCUCGAACCUUACGACCUCCCCAAACAGACCCUCGAAGAUGUAACAGACCACCUCUCAACUUCGCCCCGGCUCAUCGACUUCCUCAUGCAAUUCCACCACUGCGAGCAGGAACCGGCCUCCAACCGCGCCUUCAUCUCCGCCCUCACCAUCGCCGCCGGCUACCUCCUCGGCGGUCUCAUCCCGCUGUUCCCCUACUUCUUCGUCCCAGCCGAGGACGUCUACCUGGCGCUCUACAUCUCCGUCGCUGUCAUGGCCGUCGCGCUGUUCGCUUUUGGCUACGUCAAGACGUGUAUCGUCUCGGGUUGGUCCGGUUUGCGGUGCGUGAGGCAGGCUGUUGUCGGCGGGUUGGAGAUGGUUGUCGUCGGUGGUGCGGCGGCGGGUGCGGCAAUGGGGUUGGUGAAAGCUUUUGAUCAGCUGGCGCAGUCUGAUGAUGUGUCUGCGUUGGCGAGCAAGAUUUUCUAA
Messenger RNA from Colletotrichum abscissum, 984 nucleotides. Its product is annotated as integral membrane protein DUF125. The transcript is spliced from 2 exons. Gene Ontology annotation, biological process: intracellular manganese ion homeostasis. Gene Ontology annotation, molecular function: iron ion transmembrane transporter activity; manganese ion transmembrane transporter activity. Gene Ontology annotation, cellular component: fungal-type vacuole membrane. Bases 1 to 984 code for a protein of 327 amino acids. The record is from RefSeq and is a predicted model, not a curated record. NCBI's taxonomy places the organism in Eukaryota, Fungi, Ascomycota, Sordariomycetes, Glomerellales, Glomerellaceae.